Molecule: messenger RNA, 873 nt
Organism: Rodentolepis nana
Lineage: Eukaryota; Metazoa; Platyhelminthes; Cestoda; Cyclophyllidea; Hymenolepididae
Source: the annotation of a GenBank genome assembly
AGUUUUUCAGAAGGAACAUGUGAAAAGUGGAAAGAUGUCUCUUUUACACCCGACAGUGAAUGCAUUAACGGGACCUUAUUUCUUCUCUCUCCUAAUUCUGAAGACACUGCGAUACAAUGGAUCCCAGUUAGUGGCAACAUUUCAGAUGAUCAUAUUCCCCCUAAAAUUCCUCUUUACAACAUCACACAAGUUGAACGUCGUCGAGUAGGUUUCAAUCGUAGUUAUAUGGGUAUCAUCCUUCGGAUCAAUCCGAGCAUCGUAUACGGUCCUUUUGAAUUCAUCAAAGGUGGUUCUGGAGAAUUUAUCAGUAAACUCCGUUCAUUUGUUGAUCUUCAACGGCUGUCAGGUGAUGCAGAAAUUUAUAAGGUUACAAGAAAGACUACUACCUAUCAGUUACCGACAUCCAAAUAUUCUGCAACACCAAUGUCCUUACUUCAGGGUGUGGGAACCCGUGUUAUGAAUGCUUUUGAGGGUCUUCGAGUGAGUGGAGAUGCAUUUAUGAACGGCGUAGUAGGCAACAAUUUCUACCCCGAUCGUACCUCGCCAGGCACCUUCGCUUUUAUUGACCCUGAUCUGGUGUCACCCGCCAACAUGCCUCUCAUGGGUGAGAGAAUUGCGCCCAACCAUUUGCCUACCUCUGGAGAGGCUUUUACAACUUCCUCAGCACCAGGAGAUGACGGGGAAUAUCAAAUUAUAUCUCGUGCUCCUCCCAAAAUCACCAUACCGGAUCUGAAACCUGUCCAACGCAAGCACGCGGUCACAAUGGAGGUCUGGAAAAGACAUCUGGAUAGGGAGGGUCGUGUUACUGUUGUGGCGAAACUACAGAAUGCUAUUUAUAGUGGAGUAAGUUCUCUCACUUUGGAAUAUCACUAA